GGGAGCUAGUGGACAUUAACGAUUUGGUAUUUAGAGAAACCACUCAAAGAAAGGUUGUUAUGGGCACUCAUCCAAGCACCCCCGGGAGCUAGUGGACAUUAACGAUUUGGUAUUUAGAGAAACCACUCAUUUUCUACGUUAUCAGUCGCCACGGAGAAUGGUUUUAUAUCUGAUUGAUUAUUCGAGGCAAUUGAAGUGCAAGUAUGAGAAUAAGUCCUUUGCUUUCCAAAUUCAAAUUCAGCGUGAAGUGCAGCGAUGGUGAAGGGGGCGGGGGCAGGGCGAGCGCCAGUGCAUUGGCGGAAGCGCGGGUGGUAUUUUGUGCAGCUCCUGCAAUGGGCCACAACCAUCAUCAGGGAUCACAUCCUGAAUGUAGUUCUCGAGUACCAGCAAUCUUAGAGACUCUCCAAAACCUAGAGCUCACUCCAAAGUUUCUUUCCAAGGAGGUUGUAGAAAUUCAAAAUUUCAAAUCUGCUUCUAGGGAUGAUAUUUUGGGUGUCCACUCUGUCACAUACGUAAGGGGCUUGGAAAAGGCAAUGGAUACAAUUGGGGAGGAAGGCUUGGUAAUGAUUGAUGGAUCUGGUCCCACAUAUGCCACGUCAAAUACAUUUUUUGAGGCAAUGCUUGCAGCAGGCGCAGGCAUCACUCUUGUUGAUUCUGCGGUUGCAGCAUCAAAAAUAACAAACAAUCCUCCUGCAGGUUUUGCCCUUGUCAGACCUCCAGGUCAUCAUGCUGUACCAAGAGGACCAAUGGGUUUCUGUGUCUUUGGCAAUGUGGCUAUAGCAGCUCGUUAUGCUCAGCGCAUACAUGGGCUACAACGUGUGUUAAUCAUUGAUUUUGAUGUUCAUCAUGGAAAUGGGACAAAUGAUGCUUUCUAUGAGGAUCCUGAUGUUUGCUUCAUCUCAACACAUCAGGAAGGUAGCUACCCUGGUACUGGAAAAAUGGAGGAAGUUGGAAAGGGAUCUGGUGAAGGGACAACUUUAAACUUUCCUUUGCCUGGAGGUGCUGGUGAUCAAGCUAUAUCGGCUGUUUUUAAUGAAGUUAUUGUACCAGCUGCUCAGAGAUUCAAACCAGAUAUAAUUCUGGUUUCUGCUGGAUAUGAUGCGCAUGUUUUGGAUCCUUUGGGUGGUUUUCAAUUUACAACUGGCACCUACUAUAAACUUGCUUUAUUCAUUAAGCAACUAGCACAAGAACUUUGUGGCGGACGAUGUGUUUUUUUUCUUGAAGGUGGUUAUAACUUGAAAUCACUUUCAUAUUCUGUAGCUGACACUUUUAGAGCGUUUCUUGGGAAAGCUAGUAUUGCAUCCAAGAUCGACAAUCCAGCAAUAUUAUAUGACGAGCCAAUACUCUUGGUAGAUAAAGCAAUUGCUAAAAUCAAGGCCAUACAUGCAUUGUAAAAUAUGCGAAUGCAAAUGUAGCAACAGUAACUCCUUCCAAUUUGCAUAUCCUAUUGACAAAAUCAUUUAACCUAGAGAACAGAAAAGUGAUAAGAUAGAUAUGAUGUUGUUCAUAAGUAGAGUCGUUAAUGUGUUUACAUAUUAUGUGUUUACCAUGCCCUUAUUAUUGAACCUUGAAGUGCUAGAAUAUGAUACAAAAUUAAUAGAUAAAAUGAGAAGGCAUUCUUUUAUUGA
This is a messenger RNA of Cryptomeria japonica (Japanese cedar), 1628 nucleotides long. Its product is annotated as histone deacetylase 14, chloroplastic. The transcript is spliced from 8 exons. Bases 204 to 1394 code for a protein of 396 amino acids. NCBI's taxonomy places the organism in Eukaryota, Viridiplantae, Streptophyta, Pinopsida, Cupressales, Cupressaceae. The record is from RefSeq and is a predicted model, not a curated record.